Messenger RNA from Neltuma alba, 975 nucleotides. Its product is annotated as tetratricopeptide repeat protein 33. Bases 21 to 668 code for a protein of 215 amino acids. Lineage: Eukaryota; Viridiplantae; Streptophyta; Magnoliopsida; Fabales; Fabaceae. Gene Ontology annotation, molecular function: protein binding. The transcript is spliced from 5 exons. The record is from RefSeq and is a predicted model, not a curated record.
AAAUUGGAAGGAAGAAGGAAAUGAAAGUGACGUGGAAGAACAGCAAGAAACGCUCGUUGCCGGCGGUGUCCAACUUCAGUAACCUUCCUUUUGAGCAUCAAGAGGAGGAUGUGACUCCUCAUCAAGACCAUGCUCGUUUGCGGGGCAAUAAAGAUGCCGAAACCGGUGCUCGUAACUCGGACCAAUCCGAAGAUCGGGACAGUCCCCAUCACUCUGACUUAUCGGAAGCAAGACGUCUGGCCAAAGAAUUUCAAGCUCAGGGAGACAAGCUUGCUGAGGAUGGGAAGUACGGGGAGGCAUUAGGUAAAUGGGAGUCUGCUCUGUCAUUGACACCUGAUGUUGCUGUUUUACAUGAACAGAAAGCCCAAGUUCUCCUGGAAAUUGGAGAUGCUUGGAAUGCUUUGAAGGCUGCAAUCCGAGCUACGGAAUUGCAGCCAUCAUGGGCUGAGGCAUGGGUUACACUUGGCCGGGCUCAGCUAAAUUUUGGCGAACCUGAUUGUGCCAUUGAGAGCUUUGACAGAGCCCUAUCUAUCAAGCCUGAUUGCGUGGAUGCUCAAGGCGACAGAAAAACGGCAUCACAUCUUGUAAAGAAGAGAAAGCAACUCCACUCAGCAGGCUUGAGUAGUACUAAAAAUCGUUACGAGGUGGGUGAUAAAGAAAGCGCCUGAAGAAGACUUGACCUGAUCGCCGCAGUUGCGUUCUCAGAGUUCAUUGGCGCGGCCACGUCUUGUCAAUAGUCAAAUACAGAUGACUGGUGCUACACCUGUAUUUAACUGUUUAAUAAUAAAUUACUCGGCGAGCAAUUUUUUUCUUUUUUUGGUUGUUUUGUUUUGAUAGAAGGCGAGCAAAUAUUUGGGUCGGACGUCAUCGUUAAGAAACAGUUUUCUUGAUGACAUUCCCUACCCUGUUGCGGACGAUUUCUUCCGUAAAAGUUCCCUUCGUACAAAUUAAUGUUAAUAUAAUCAGGGGCGUGAC